Molecule: messenger RNA, 1268 nt
Organism: Ictidomys tridecemlineatus (thirteen-lined ground squirrel)
Lineage: Eukaryota; Metazoa; Chordata; Mammalia; Rodentia; Sciuridae
Source: RefSeq, a predicted model, not a curated record
CGCCAAGGCAACGGCUCCGCUGCGGGCUGCGGGCGCCUGGCCGCCCCGGGGAGGCGCUGCGCGCUGGCGGUCCCACACGGCGAGGCGGCGAGACAGCAGGGAGAGGGCCGAGAGACUUCUGCCUGAACCUUGGGUCUGGAUUGCUCCUUCUCAAAGCUGGUUUCUUAAUUCCACCUUCACUUCUGACCGGGAACCUCUGCAGUUUGAGGAACUUUGCACCCAAUUUUCACACUGAUUAACCGAGAGUGGAACAUCUGAAGAGAUGCAAGCAAGAAAAAGAAAUUAAACCAGUGAAAAAGGCAGUAGCUGUCAUUCUGCCUCACCUCUGCCCUCCUGCCCCGUGUCCCCACAGGCCUGAGGAGCGAUGCAACAAGCAUGAUGGAGGUCGAGUCCUCCUACUCGGACUUCAUCUCCUGUGACCGGACGGGCCGUCGGAAUGCCGUCCCUGACAUCCAGGGUGACUCAGAGGCUGUGAGCGUGCGGAAGCUGGCUGCAGACAUGGGCGAGCUGGCACUUGAGGGGGCAGAAGGUCAGGCAGAGGCCAGCACCGCAGACAAGGAGGCCGGCAAGCCACCUGAAAGCAGCGAUGGGACUGCUUCACCUUGAGUCCAGCCUCAUCCAUGGAGGCUGGAGAAAGCCUGCUGUCCCCUCCAGAAUGAACCCUGGCAUUGGCCCAACCUCUUCUCUGAGCCCAUGUCCCAGGCCAGACAGGCUAGCCUGAGAGGCCCCUCAGAGGCCUCCGUGGCCCUAUUCUGGACAAGCCCUCUGCCCACACCCCUGGGCUCCAACCUGUCCCCCUCCUUCUCACUGAGCCCAGGCACAUCUGGAGUCACUGUACCCAUGGGGUGUUAUUUAUUCAGCUGGCACUGGGCAUGGGCCAGAUCCUGCCUACCUGGGAGCAGCUGACAUGGGCACACUUCUUUCAGGGGGGCCUGGACAGGGACCAUAUUCCCCCAGCACCCCUCCUUUCCAACCCCAGCCUUCUCAGUCAAGACCUUCUUAUCCCUUUUUUAAAAAAUACUUUUAAACUUUUUAAAAACUUCAAACUUUUUUCAGGAGAGAGGAAGGGAGCCGACAAUCAUUGCACAUUUUCUGGAAGCCAUCUUAAGCUCAAUUGACCAUCUGUGCUGCUCUGGGCUUUCCCACACGGAGCUUCGCAGAUCUGGUUUUAGAGAAAUUUGGGCUCAAAACUAAAUGAGCAAUUCUGUGCCCUUUUUACCAAGAUAAGUGAAAAUUAGGCCCCAGGAAAUAAAUAAUGAUUUGUGUGA